CUCAGUCCUGACAGACAUGUCCAGGACUCAGUGUGGACAUGUAAGGAAGCCUCUGGACGUGUUUUUCUGGCUAAAUGAAGUGACAGGAGAAGUCACCUACCCCCUCCUUAAGGUAGAGGCACCAGCAGCUUCUCCCGAGAGCCCCGGGGAGAGGCCCAGGUCUCAGUGUGUGAGAGCCGUGGGCCCACCCGCAGCACCUGCGCUGGGGGCUGCACCUCUGUCCCCUCUCGAGGCCUCCCUGAGCCAUCAGGGCUUCAGAAACUCCCUGGUGUGUCCUCCGCCCCCCGGUCUGAGGAAAGCCAGGCCAUGGAGCCCUCCGCCCUUUACAGCAAGUCCCAGCAGCCUCUCACCGCCAGGGCUCGCUCUUCCCGCCUCCCACCCCGUGGACCCGGCUCUGGGGCUUCCUGCCUGCACCUUCCCCCCCAGUCCCUCUGCGCCCUGGGACUUCACCUGCAAGCUGAAAAAUGCCCUGACUGGGAAUAACCGCUUUUCCUUUUGAACCUGAGCGGACCCGCCUGGCCCACCCUGGAGGCCUGAGCCCCUGCCACCCGCAUCCUCUGCCCAAUAGAGGUGAUUCUCCAGGCCCCA
Molecule: messenger RNA, 588 nt
Organism: Erinaceus europaeus (western European hedgehog)
Lineage: Eukaryota; Metazoa; Chordata; Mammalia; Eulipotyphla; Erinaceidae
Exons: 2
Coding region: 17-499 (160 amino acids)
Source: RefSeq, a predicted model, not a curated record